AUGAUAAAUAUUUAAUCUAUAAAUUCAAGCGAAGACUCUAAUCCAUUAAGCCGAUCCAUACAUUCUUAAAGUGACAGUUCAGCUUCAAUCAAUUAGAGUUUGCCCAGCAAUUCUAAAAGCGAGAAUAAUUUGGAUAUACGAAAAUUAACUUGGGAUGAUUUUUAAGGAGUACCUCCAGAAGACGAUCCAGCCUUAGCUCAUACAAGAUGGAAAAUUGGAUAUAAUUAUUAAGUGCAUCAUGAAGCAGAUAAAAUAUAAGUAAUGGUGGAUGUUUGGUGUAAAAUUGAUCCUUCUUCUUGGACCAAAGAUAAAAAAAUCGAUGAAUUAUUGCAUCAUUAAUAAGGUCACUUUUAUAUAGGGAUGAUUUGUGCCUUGGAGUUCAAGAAGAGAGUGCAAGAAUUCUCCUUUAGUAAAGACUACAAGCAAGAAAUUUCAGAGAUUUUCAAUAAGACAUUGUAAGAAUAUUUAGAGAUGGAGAAUAAAUACAAUAUAGAGACUUUGAAUAUGUUAAAUACUGCAAAAUAACGAUAGUGGGAUAUGAAGAUAAUGAAGUAAUUGAACUCACUAUCAAAAUAUACUUGA
Molecule: messenger RNA, 582 nt
Organism: Paramecium tetraurelia
Lineage: Eukaryota; Ciliophora; Oligohymenophorea; Peniculida; Parameciidae
Exons: 2
Source: RefSeq, a predicted model, not a curated record